Molecule: messenger RNA, 1338 nt
Organism: Branchiostoma floridae (Florida lancelet)
Lineage: Eukaryota; Metazoa; Chordata; Leptocardii; Amphioxiformes; Branchiostomatidae
Exons: 2
Coding region: 125-1033 (302 amino acids)
Source: RefSeq, a predicted model, not a curated record
AAAUAUCUCCAGGGUUGGAAUUGAAGACAAAGUGUUAUGCUCUGAUGUAUCAUGAGGCCGACUUCCACCGAGAGCGUGCAGACUUCUUCCCGACUUCAGUUCUACACGUCUUUGUUCGUGGGAUAUGGAGAGAGCAGCCGACAGUCCCCGCCCCGCUGGCUACGCCGGGUCUCGUGCCGAGUGGGUCCUGAAGAGAGCCAACGACUUCGACACCAAGGCGCGCUCGUUCCGCUGUGGUGGGUGCGAGCUGCCGGCGGCCUGGGUCUGCCUGGACCCGGUCUGCGUGUCCUACAACCGCGACAGAGUUGUACCGCUGUGUGACAACUGCGACAAGCGGUGCCACCCGACCUCCAGCCCCGCCAUGCACAGCCACCGCCGCCUGGGAGUCGUCCUCUACAUCUCCAUGCUGAUGCUGCACCGCUACCAGAAGGUCGUCGGUCUCGUCAUGGCGGCUUCUCCCGACAACAGCCGCCCGUCCACCCCCGUCUCCACCCGCCCCGACGAGGUCACCUCCACCCAGUCUCCGACCAGCUCGGGGCGACUGACACCUCCUCCCGUCUUGUCACCGCCCGAGUCCCCGGUGUCAUCCCUCCCGCCCAGCCCUGACAGCUCCGUGAGCAGCACGAAGAGGAAGCGGCGCAGCGACGACAUCACCACCGAGCCCGCCGCCAAGGUGAGCCGCUCCAGUCCAGACCGCUCGGGCCGCUUCUCCCUUGCCGCCGACCUGCGGCCCAUCCACGAGUCGUACGGCCGGAUCCUGAAACGUCUGAGAGCGGACCGGUCCCUGUCCGUCUCCGUGGCCUGUAUGCACGAACCUUUCGGCAAGCUGACCGUCAGAAACUACGCCGCCAUCGCCGAGCUGAAGAUCGUGGAUGCCAAACUGUACAUCUCCGUGCUGGACAGCUACAUGCGGCGGGGCGACGGGAGCGGCACGCUGUCGGGGUUCGAGCGGGAGUGUCGGCAGGUGCUGUCCGGGUGCGUCCGACAGGUGGCCGCCAUGAGAACCAGGAGAGAACUCUUGUCCUGCUCUUAGUAAAGACUUCGACUACAAAGUGUAGCACCCCAGAUGUACAUAAGAUACAAAGAUUAUUGUAAUUUCCCUUGUGCAAGGAACAUGUUUGCCAAAGCUGUACCAUCGUUACUUUUACCGUUUACUUCACAGCACUUGUAGCUUCUUUUUUCCUGUAUAUAAUGUAUAUACACAUGUGUUUGUAAGAUAACGUACUCACUUGACACUUGUUUCAUUUGCUUCUUGAUGUGCUUGUUCAGCUGUUUGUUUGUUUAACAUGCAAAACUGACACAUUGUUUCUUUUGAGAAUAAAGAAAGUGUACACCUUA